AUGUCCGAAGACGCGUCAAAAGAGGCGUUGCCUACGUUCUCAAAGCCUGGAUCAGAGGAAUCUCCAACGAGAGACCUUGAGACCAAAAAUCCACAAGACCAAGAGGAAGAACAUGUCUACAUCGCCGAAGCCCUCUCCACUCCGCGCCAGAUCCUCUUUAUUGCGACGUUGUGCAGUUCCAUGUUUACCAACCAACUUGGUCUAGGGAAUACUACAGGAAUUGUAGGUGUAAUUGGCGAGUCAUUCGGUCUCGAAACGGCCGGGCAACAGGCCUGGCUGCUUGCUGGCUACAGUCUGUCCAUCGGUACCUUCAUCCUCAUCGGUGGACGAUUGGGUGAUGAGUACGGUCAUAAGCGAAUGUUUGUGUUCGGUAUGGCUUGGCUCUCGCUUUGGUCUCUUGUCGGUGGUCUCGCGGUCUACUCUUCCUACGUCCUCUUUAUCUUUGCAAGGGUCUUUCAGGGAAUGGGUCCGGCAAUGACGCUACCAAACAGUCUGGCUAUCCUGGGUAAUUCGUAUUCACCUGGACCGAGAAAAAACAUGGCCUUCGCUUGGUUUGGCGGAACAGCUCCAUUUGGCGCCAUCAGUGGUUUUGCUUUUGGUGGUCUCUUUUCUCUCGCUUGGUGGCCUUGGACCUUCUGGAGUGAAGCGAUUGCCGUGGCCGGUGUCGCUGCGUUCGGCGCCUGGGUCAUUCCCAAUCAACCCUUGAGCGGAGCCGUACAGCAUCAGUCGCAGCGAGAGAAACUCCAGCGCUUGGAUAUACCCGGGUGUGUAACCGGUGUUGCCUCCCUCGUGCUUAUCAACUUCGCUUGGAAUCAAGCAUCAGGCAUCGGCUGGGAGGAACCCUACGUCUAUGUUUGCCUGAUCAUUGGUGUGAUAUUCGGCGUUGUCUUCUUUGCGAUCGAAGCCUUCAGGGCCACAAAUCCUCUCAUUCCUUUUGCUGCAUUCAAUGUGGAUAUCGCCUUCAUAUUCGGAUGCACGGCUGCUGGAUGGGCGACCUUCGGCAUUUGGGUUUUCUACUUCGCUCAGCUUGUUCUUAAUAUUCGCGGCAUCUCGCCCCUUCUAUUAGCAGCUUGGUAUAGCCCUGUUAUCCCAUCCGGUCUUCUCUCUGCGCUCGCGGUCGGAAAGACGUUAGGGAAGAUACCCGCUUCUUGGAUCAUGGUCAUCGGCCAAUUGGCUUAUGUGGUCGGAUCCAUUCUCGCCGCCACUAUGCCAAUCGAUUCGAAUUACUGGACCUACUUCUUCUUCAGCGUCCUUAUCAUUUGCGUCGGCAUGGACUCUUCGUUUCCAGCUGCGACUGUCCUUUUCUCGGACGCUGUGCCCAUAAAGUACCAGGGCAUCGGUGCCAGUGUCGUCAUGACCAUUGUGAACUACAGCAUAUCCCUCGGUCUCGGUUUUGCGGGUACAGCAGAGAAGUAUACUAACAACGGAGCCCACACAAAGGCAGAUAAUCUACUAGGGUAUCGAAGUGCUUUGUGGGUGUCAGUCGGCGUCGCAGGAAUCGGACUAGUGUUGAGUCUAAUGUUUGUGGCAAAGGAGCACUUCGUUGGUAGGUCAUCAGUUACCAAAGCGUAA
Ascochyta rabiei is the source of this 1572-nucleotide messenger RNA. RefSeq lists its product as uncharacterized. The coding region runs from base 1 to 1572 and encodes 523 amino acids. Gene Ontology annotation, cellular component: membrane. Gene Ontology annotation, molecular function: transmembrane transporter activity. Gene Ontology annotation, biological process: transmembrane transport. The transcript has 3 exons. Lineage: Eukaryota; Fungi; Ascomycota; Dothideomycetes; Pleosporales; Didymellaceae. The record is from RefSeq and is a predicted model, not a curated record.